Messenger RNA from Ectocarpus siliculosus, 5141 nucleotides. The record is from the annotation of a GenBank genome assembly. Lineage: Eukaryota; Phaeophyceae; Ectocarpales; Ectocarpaceae.
AUGGACGCGUUCAGGUCUCCCGCCGCUUCGCCCUGGCCGGCCGGCGGCGGCGGUGGUGUUGGGUUUCGGGGGAGACAGAGAGGAGCUUCGGCGGCGGCGGUAGCGGCUGGCGCUCGGUCUGGAGGCGGUGACAGGAGCUCAGCAUGGAGAGCAAGGACCGGUAGCGGCGGCGGGGGUGACGGGGGCUCCGUGGAUGCUUUUUGCGUGUCUCCGUUUUCCCCGAGGGUAUCCCCUCGAGCUCUCAUGUCUUCGCCGGUCGGAAUCGACGGGCCGGCACGAGACGGCUCGUUCUCCCUCUCUUCCUCCCCCUCCUCACAGCGUGGCGCCUUUGCGGGAAGCGGUCGGUUGGAGGGGUCAGAUUGGUGGAAGGGUCUUGAUCUCAGUCCGGACCGUUGCGGGCUACCAAGAUGGAGGGAAUCUCGCAAGCCGGUAGCGACGGCCUCGUUUCUGCCAAGCGAUGACGUCACUGAGAACGAUGGCGGCGGCGAGACUGUCGUGGAGAUGACUUCCGUCUCCGCAGCGGCGGGGUUUCACGACGGGGGUGGCGGGGUUCGAGGGUUGUUGUCCCCGACUAGGAGCAGCUCCGCGCGCAUGUCGCGGUCUUACAUGACGCUGCUGGCGGCCGCGGCGGCGGAGGAGACGACCAAGGGCCGCCGUCAGCAGGGAGGGGGUGUGCCAGGUCGCGCAACUGGUGAGGUUUCCGCUACAGAGCAGGCGUCUCAACCCUUGACGGUGGAGGGCAGGCUCAGGCAACUGGAAGCCGAGAACUUAAGGCUGCGAUUUCGAGUGGCGGAUCUCGAAGGCCAGGUAAGUGUGAUGGAGGACGAGCUCGACAGGCGAGGAGUCGCUCGGCCGAUGCCUGCAGACCCAAAUAGCAGCAGCAACGCCGAGAGUUGCAGAACCGGCAACGCCGGCACGGCGGUUGUUGCUUCCGCUGACGACAAGAGCAACGCUAGCGCUUGCCGGGUGAAGGUGGAGGCAACAGGUGCCGCAAAGACUGUGAAAGCAGCAGCAGCAGCAGCAACAGCAGCGACAUCACCCAAGUCGAGGGGAGUUGAGGGGGAAGGAGGGGGAGAGGCUGGGGCGGGGAUAGUCAACGAUGGUCCCCUGUUGUCCCCCCGGGGUAGGGGGUACCUGGCGAGGUUGGUGCUGGAGGUUUGCUCGGAGAUCGAAGACAGUAAGAAGGCGGCUACGGAGGCUAAGGCUAAGGGAGGAGGAGCCAGCACGAGCACGAGCACGGUGACUACAACGGGCGAGGGGAUCGCGUCACGCCCGCGUUCGAUCCCGCACUCAGAACGCCUGUGCAAGGUGCUGCCGAAGGUGAUGGAGACGGCCAUCAGGGGGGUCAAAGACCUCGACGAACAGGUGUUCGAGCAGAUGAUGCGAACAGCCUCGGAGCGCGGCAGCGGCAUGGCCAUGUCCAUGUCGUCGCUGUCCUCCCCCGCCCACGGUGGCAGCCUGCCGCUCGGUACCCCCGCUCGCCGCCUCUCGAGCUGCGUCGUGGCCAGGGACGGAGGGGGGGAGUUCUUCGCCCAGAGCCCCGCCCCUGGCCGGCCUGCAAGCUUCUUCAGGCUUGUGGGAGAGCCUAAGACUCCUGCCAGAGGGGACGGUUCGGCUCUUCGACGGACUUCCAGCGGCAGUAGCAUCAAGGUCGUCCGCACGGCUUCGGCUUGGGACGCCACUCCGAUGAUUAAAAUGUUUACCGGAGGAAAGCCGGGGAAAAAGGCGGCAGCGGCGGCGGCGGCGGCGGCAGCGACCCCCCACAAAAAUGCCAGGGAAACCCCACUGAGAACGCCGCGAUCUGGGGGUGCGGGGGGUUUCUUUGGGGCUGGGGACUGGCUGGCGGCGGCGUUUACGCCCAGGGGCGCGCUCGCGCCUGACCCCGACAGGGCUCCACCGAGGAGGUUCUUCGGUACACCAUCGUUGCCAAGCUAUCUCAUCCGGAGCAAGUCGAAGAAACACGGGGAGAGUCGCGAGGCGUCCCCAAUAAAGAGCCUCUUCAGCCCGGGGGGCACGGAGCGGAAGGUGGAAGAGGGUGGCGAGGAGGACGUUCGUCACCUGACCAAAGAGCUGCUGGACCUCAAGAGCAGAUACAUGGCGUCAACCCAGCACUGGCUCAAGACCGACAUCGUCAACCACGAGGAGCUUAGGAUGAUCCGCGCCCAGGUGUUCGAGGCAAUCCAGAGGAAGCGAAGCGAGCUGCACACCGAGGCCGCGGCGGUGUUGAGGGCAGAGAGUAGAUUGGAGGAAUCGCUCCGCAUCCAGCACAGCGGCGGCAGCAACAGCAAGAGCAGCAGGGGAUGCGGAGACGGCGACAGUGGGGCUGGAGGCUGGGGUAGCAGCGCCGGCGGCGGCUGCGGCAGGGAACUGUCCUUGGGCAAUGGUUCGACGAGUGGCAAGGACGAGAACAAGGCUGCUGCUGAUGCCGCUGCUGCGGUGGCGGCGUUGCGGGAAGAGGAAGAGGCGAACCGCACCAUCGCCAUGCUGGCGGGGACGGCAGAAUUCCUCAAGUUUAGCCGCCUGCUACUCCUGCUGAGCGAGGCAAUCUCCGUCUCCAACUCGGUGACGUCGACAAAUGCAGCAGCAGCAGCGGCGGCGACAGACGGAGCGACUUCGAACCGCCGGAAUGCCGGCGGCGGCGGAGGCGGUGGCAGCCAAAGUACUGCCCAAGAAGACCUCGCGUUGACCAAGUCGAAAAUGCCGCCGCCACCGCCGGUGGCCCCUGGUGCAGCCGGUGUGCCGGAAAUUCUGACCGCUGUCGCUCGCGCCCGGGGCUCCGGGCGGAAGCGUAGGUAGGGGUACCCCCCCACCUACUCUGCUUGUUGCGUUUCCCCCAUUUGUAUGCGCGUUGUCGUGCAGCAGCGUUGUGAACUUUUUUUUUUGGGUGCCGUCCGAAACGCCCUCCGAGGAUUUCGAGUUCACAAACCGGGGGGCCCAGUGGCUGGUCCGGAGGGGCGAGGGGAUGGUCAACCCCCUGGUUUUUGUUGAUGCCGCGCUGGUUCGGGCGCCUUGCUCGCGGGGCCAUGGCGGUUCUUGAGGUUCAGAUGGGCUCCGUCUAUGGUGUGGGAGCAUUUGAUAUCUUGGUGCAGGAAGGUUGUCCCUGAACAGGUUCGCUCUCAGUAGAGAGUUUUUUCUUAUUGUCUUGCUUCUUGAGGAAAGCUGCGUGUGGUCUGUCUCCCUUUCCCAUCCCCUAAGGGUAACCGAAACAGAAGGGAAGUGGGUGAGGUUGGGCAUAGUUUAUCCUUGUGUUUUUUCUUUGCUGCUUCGUGUACGGGCGGGUAAAUGUUAGCGCUACUGCAAAGCAAGGAUGUGUCUAUUCUAGGCCUCUUCUUUCCUGCUCUUUUCCGGGAAGGGGUGGAGGCAUGGCAUGAGUGGAUGAUGAAUGACACGUUGGCAAACCAAACCAACGUGUUCUACCUUGCAUGUGAUCCCCAUUUUUCAUGCGCACAUGCUAACAUUUCUGUUUCCCAAUGUUCUAGGUGCAACAACGCAGAGGGAAAGACGGGUUUUCCGACGAAAAGCCCAAACGUUACUUCUGUAGGUUUGUUUUGGUACAUAUUUGCAGAUUGUCUGAGAAAGUGGUAGGAAAGUUGUAGAGAUUCUGGUCUGGGUAGAUAGAGCAAGAAAACGGUACUCAAGACAACAGCACCGGUGCAUGCUGGUGCUACAGCGGGAGUCGAGGACUAUCGACCCCACGUAUUCAUACGCGCAUUUUUUUUUUUUUUUCAUGCUGUCGUGCGUUAAGAGUGGACAUGUCGAAACAUGUCGCCGUUAGUUUUCUCUUGCCUGGUGUUGUGUAAUGCUUCGACAAUACUUUGAGGCGAGAGUCCCCGUGACUUGAGGCCACAUUGGUGGGUGUAUUCUUCCGUAUAUGUUUUAGAUCAAGCCCUCUAAUUAUCCCUACUUGGGAGUACACUUGUUGCGUGUAGAUCGGUGUCGUAACGUUUGGUCUAGGCUUCCGUUGAUUUGUUGUGUGUUCCAUGUGUUCUGCCGGAGUAUCCGCUCCUGCGUCAUCACUAUAUGUAUGUAACCGGUCUGUUGCUAUUGGCCACCAGAGCAAACUGUUGUUGCUUAGAUAUUCUGCUGCUGCUGCUGCUGCUGUGUAUCGUGUCGUUCUUGCUGACUGCGGGCGGAACAAACUGUCCUCUCAGUCUGUACAAUUUGCCGAUUGUCCGAAGUUGAUUUUCCACGGUAGGUUAUAUUUCGAUUGUUGCUCUGGCGGUCGGCUGUUGAUGUGCGAUAAGACGCCUCACGUUCCGAUAUCGUAUUUCAGUAUCCAUGGGGCACUUGGGUAACGGUAACGAUAUGUAUGGCGCGCAUGAGUCCUCCUUCCCCUCCGGGGGAGCAGUGCUGGUGGUCUGGUACACAUGUCCUGCCGUGUCAGGUUUGUUUUUGUGAGUAAAAUGUGGAUGGCAAAUAUUGUUGGUGGUAAUCCGAUUUAUCCUUGCCAAUCAGGAGAUUUUUGGGUGACACGAAGUGUUCAUUCAUCUUUGGUCAGGGUGGGCAGUGGGUGUUGUCUUGUCGCUGUCGCCAUGGAGAGGAAAAUAUAUGAAAAAGUAUCUCAUAACUUCUUGUGUCUACGGUGUUCGCUCCCGUGGGAUGUCUUCUCUGUACGUGUGUUCGCCCUGCUGUGAGGGAGACGCCGUGUGACUGGGGCACAACGAAUAGCAAUGAAAGUCGCAAUCCAGACAACAUUGUCAAGUUCGUAUUAAUAGUAUAGUUUGGUUCCUCCUUCCUUGUCUUGGUCUCCAACGGGCAGCCUAAAUCUCCGCGAUAGCCUUCACGAGUCAGUCGUUUAUCCCUUGUACUUUGUAAGCCGAUACUGCUACUGUAAAGCAUCGGCGUCUUGUCCCCCCCGCCAGAGCUCGGACCGAACAAACCAGUCGUUCCCACGCCAUUAACAAGGCAAGGCCCGUCUACCGGAAUGACACGGGACGACGUGGCUGUAGUCGCGAACGUUGUCGCUGUUGUUGUUUGCACGUGUGAUGCAAGGGGCUGUAUCGGUUUGCGCAGGAGGUAUAGUAAAUGAGUCGUAUGCAGUAGUGUGGCUUCGAAGAUGCUGCGGUUUGAAUCCAAUGUAAGGCGAGUGUUGGUGCGGGUACUCGGUUCAAGGAGCGUUCCUGUGCAGACGUGCCCGGACA